UGCGACAGAGCCGUAAAGGCGCGCGGCAGCAUAGGCAUGGCGCUGUACAUGGCCGCGGCAUCCGUGCUGGCGGGCGUGGAGAGCCGCCAGGGUUCCCUCAAGGGGCUGGUGUACUCCAGCAGCUUCCAGAACGUGAAGCCACUGUACGCGCUGGUGUGCGAGACGCAGCGCUACGCCGCCGUGCUGGACGCCGUGAUCGCCAGCGCCGGCCUCCUCCGCGCCGAGAAGAAGCUGCGGCCGCACCUGGCCCGGGUGCUAGUUUAUGAGCUGUUGCUGGGAAAGGGUUUCCGAGGGGGCGGGGGCCGGUGGAAGGCUCUGCUGGGCCGGCACCAGGCAAGGCUCAAGGCCGAGUUGGCCCGGCUCAAGGUUCAGCGGGGUGUGAGCCGGAAUGAGGACCUGUUGGAAGAGGGAUCGAGGCCUGGUGCAGCCUCCCAGGUGCCUCGGUAUGUGCGUGUGAACACCCUCAAGACCUGUCUUGAAGAUGCAAUUGACUAUUUCAAGAGACAAGGCUUCUCCUACCAGGGCCGGGCUUCCAGCCUGGCGGACUUGCAGGCCCUCAAGGGGAAGCACUUCCUUCUGGACCCCCUGCUGCCCGACCUGCUGGUGUUUCCUGCCCAGACAGAUCUGCACGAACACCCCUUGUACCACGCCGGCCACCUCGUCCUGCAGGACAAGGCCAGCUGCCUGCCAGCCAUGCUGCUGGCUCCCCCGCCCGGUUCCCAGGUCAUCGACGCCUGUGCCGCCCCCGGCAACAAGACGAGUCACUUGGCAGCUCUUCUGAAGAACCAGGGGAAGAUCUUUGCCUUUGACCUGGACGCCAAGCGCCUGGCGUCCAUGGCUACGCUGCUAGCCCGGGCUGGAGUCUCCUGCUGCAUGUUGGCCGAGCACGACUUCCUGGCGGUCUCUCCGGCAGACCAGCGUUAUGCUCGGGUCCAGUACAUCUUGCUGGAUCCUUCCUGUAGUGGCUCUGGUAUGCCGAGCCGGCAGCUGGAGGAGCCCGAGGCAGGUCGGCCUAGCGAGGAGCGCCUGCGCGCCCUAGCGGGGUUCCAGCUGCGGGCUCUGUGCCAUGCGCUCACCUUCCCCUCCCUACAGCGCCUCGUCUACUCCACGUGUUCCCUCUGCCAGGAGGAGAAUGAAGAUGUGGUGAGAGAUGCCUUGCAGCAGAGUUCAGGGGCCUUCAGGCUAGCUCCUGUCCUCCCCUCCUGGCCCCACCGAGGCCUAAGCACAUUUCCAGGGGCUGAACACUGCCUCCGGGCCUCCCCCGAUACUACGCUUACUGGUGGCUUCUUCAUUGCUGUAAUUGAACGGGCAGAGGUGCCAAGCUCAGCCCCACAGGACAAAAUUCCAGCACCAGAUUGUGUUCCCAGCCUGGCCCCGAAGAGAAAGAGGCGACGAAAAGCAGCAGCAAGUCUGCCACCGUGCACCUAGCGGGUGACACCUUUCUCCCUGGGGCCAGCC
Molecule: messenger RNA, 1458 nt
Organism: Castor canadensis (American beaver)
Lineage: Eukaryota; Metazoa; Chordata; Mammalia; Rodentia; Castoridae
Gene: Nsun5
Product: NOP2/Sun RNA methyltransferase 5
Biological process (GO): rRNA base methylation
Cellular component (GO): nucleolus
Molecular function (GO): RNA methyltransferase activity
Source: RefSeq, a predicted model, not a curated record